Loa loa (African eye worm) is the source of this 1389-nucleotide messenger RNA. RefSeq names its product TAR-binding protein. Lineage: Eukaryota; Metazoa; Nematoda; Chromadorea; Rhabditida; Onchocercidae. Gene Ontology annotation, biological process: regulation of gene expression. Gene Ontology annotation, cellular component: nucleoplasm. Bases 16 to 1233 code for a protein of 405 amino acids. Gene Ontology annotation, molecular function: RNA binding. The record is from RefSeq and is a predicted model, not a curated record. The transcript has 7 exons.
UUCCAGAACAGCGCAAUGUUCGAGCAAGCAAAUGAAGAAGCGGAGUUGAAUGUGGAGGCAUCGAAUCUAUCUGCCGAUGUACAUUCUGUUAGAAAAGCUCCUAUUUCUGCCGAUUUUGAUGGAUACGUAAGCGUAGGUUCCGGCGAAGAUGGUUCCAAUAUACUUGAAAUUCCUGUUGACGACGAUGGUAACUUACCGAUAGCUACACUUUCACAUUCGUUUCCUGAAGCCAUAGGACUAAAAUUUAAAAAUCAGUCGACUGGAGUUUACCGAACUUUAGCGGUAGAUGAACAAAAGCGGUGCAUCUAUCCACCAAAAGGUGGUUGGGGGACACGACGUUAUGUGGCGAUUUUUGCGACUCCACCAGGUGAUCGAAAACGGCCGUCGAACGAUGUUAUGGGGGAUCUAGUAGGGGAAAAACGCUCUGGCUUGGAUGGUAGUUUGAAUGAAAGUUUGCGUGUACCGGUAGAUUUAAUCGUUCUCAAUCUCUCUUUCAAAACAGAUGAAGAGGCGCUCAAAAAAUUUUUCGAACAAUACGGUGAAGUUCAGUACGUUGAGGUCAAACGCGACUUUAAAACCAAUAUGCCAAAAGGUUAUGGGUUUGUGAAAUUCGCCGAUAUUGAAUCACAGGACAAAGUACUUCGGGAUAAAGAAGUUUUUAUCGAUGGAAGAGUAACACAGGUAAAACUUCCAAACCAUUUUACCAACAGGGUUUCCCAGCAGCCAUCCUUUGAAAUGUUUCCUGUACAGGAAACAAUCUCAACAAAAUUAUAUGUUGGACGCGUGUGGAACACACUAACAGAAAAAGAUAUAUUCGAUGUUUUGGAUGCAGAAGCAAAGAAACUUUCUCCUCUUGCCAAAAUUGAACGAGUGUUCAUCCCAAAACCUCAUCGUGGUUUUGCAUUUGUAACGGUGAACGAUCCAAAUGUAACAAGACGGUUUUGUCAAAUACGCGAUUUUAUCAUCAGGGGUAAAAGUGUAUGCGUCAGCAUUCCAACACCAAAAAAUAGUGGAAAGCAAAUGCAACAACAUAUGCAAAGUCAAGACGUAUAUCCUACUCAGUAUCCAAUGCCACAGCCGCCACAGAGCUCUGUGUAUUCCUCCUACCCUCCGUCCAUAAAUUAUCCAGGUCAGCUUCCACAAAAUCAGAACUGGGUGAAUCCACGGACCACAUAUCGUAACCCCGGAGCGCCGAUGCACUAUCCCCAUGAUUAUAAUUCGCAGUGGAAAUAAAAGUCCGCGCCUUAAUUAUAUUUGAAUCUUCUUUUUAUGAAUUGUUAUACACUCUAGCAGUGUUACGUUUCAAAGUUAUAUAUCGGUUGGCAGUACUGCAGUUCACGAAAUGUCCAUAUUAGCAUACUGUAUAUAAAGUAAGCAGUACCAAACGAC